AUGUUAUUGAACCAAUUAUCUGUUACGCGCCCCAGCAUAUGGCACUCGGCAUUAAAAUAUAAACAUGUAAGAGACAAGCUGCUAUCCCUGCAACGUGGUUUUGCUAUAAAAAUAAUUAAAGGUUUUAGAACCGUAAAUACCAUCAAUGCAAUAGCACUGGCAAGGCUGACUCCUAUACAUAUUAAAAUUAAUGAACUGGCAAUCAUCGAAACAACGAAACUAACAGGCACAAGCAAAUAUCUUCCAACAGACAUUAGUUUAGACACACCAUCGAAACCAGAAGAACGAUUACAUCCAUCUCGUCGCAAAAUUAUCCAUUACCAAGAAGCCAAUAACGCUCAAGAAGUCAAUCAGAUUCUCCUCGAAAACACUCAUCACAUCUACACAGAUGGUAGUAGACACGACGAAAAGGUUGGGGGAGCUUUUGUUGUAUAUUGCCCCAAUGGUAAAAUUAUAACUAGAAAACUAAAAGCUGUGUUUCAAGCUGAGUUGAAAGCCAUAGAACAAGCUUGUGUGUGGCUUGCAGAUAAACACAUUCCGAAUGCAGCUAUUCUGACUGACAGCAAAUCUGGACUACAAGAAAUCGGUAACCCCAAUAGUACAAAUCAAAUAGUUACCAACAUCCACAGAAUGCUAGACAACCACAGCUUAUCAGUUAAUUUCAUUUGGGUCAAAGCCCACACAGGUAUAGCUGGUAACGAAGCUGCUGACCUGGCAGCCAAAGCUGCAGCCACAAGCCAUAACGUCCCUAUUCUCAUAAAAUUUCCAAUUAGCUUCGUAAGAAAACUUGCUCAACAAGAUAGUAAAGUAGCUUCCGAACAAUUUUACCAAGAUAACAUGAAAGACGUCUUAGAAAGACGCCGUUUCUUGUACAUGCUUAGUUGUGGUGAGCUCUACGAUUUGUGA
Molecule: messenger RNA, 906 nt
Organism: Parnassius apollo (apollo)
Lineage: Eukaryota; Metazoa; Arthropoda; Insecta; Lepidoptera; Papilionidae
Source: the annotation of a GenBank genome assembly